Messenger RNA from Thunnus maccoyii (southern bluefin tuna), 2319 nucleotides. RefSeq names its product transmembrane 7 superfamily member 3 (gene tm7sf3). NCBI's taxonomy places the organism in Eukaryota, Metazoa, Chordata, Actinopteri, Scombriformes, Scombridae. The transcript is spliced from 12 exons. The record is from RefSeq and is a predicted model, not a curated record. Bases 195 to 1889 code for a protein of 564 amino acids.
UAUCGCGGAAGCUUCGUUAAGUAGUUAGAGCGGUAGAGGGAGAAAUCUGCUUUAGUAAACCUCUCGGUUUGAGUCAAGCAUGUCGCUUUUGCGGUUGCAGGGACCACUACUACCCAAACACCGGAGAAUGCGAGGCUAAAAAUGACUUCACUGACCGACAGUUUGAAGCGUUUUGUUGUCCAGUAAAGAGGAAAAUGUCUCGCUGGGUUUGGUGCCCGUUGCUGCUGCUGCUGCUGCUGCUGGAAUUGGGUGAAGUUCAAGCUCAAGUGGAAAACCGGGUGAUCUUCCUGCCGGGAACCUUCCAGAACGUGAGCGUCUCCCAGAACGAGACGGUGCAGGUGGUGGUUUCCAGGAUCCCCUCAGACGUCGCUUUUGUCACUCUGCAGUUCCACACGCAGCACCGCAACGCUACGCUCUCCUACACCACGAUACCCGGCACGGGUCGCUCUCUGACGGCGGUGGACUCGGGCCUCCUGUCGACUCUCCAGCCGAGCCAGACCUCCCUCUCCUUGUUCCUGUUCUCUCCUGAUGACGAGACCGUCGCAGGCACCGGUGUCAUCCUCCCAUACUCCAGCACGGACCCGGUGCCCGGAGCUUGUAACAUAGAGUUUAACCUGGACAUCGACCCGAACGUUUAUCUCCACUACAACCUUUAUGACACCACCAUCCGCUUCGCACCAGCAAACUUAGGAUAUGAAAGGGGUGAAUCUCCUCCAGCCUGCGACACCUCCACUGAAAGCAACACACGCUGGCGGCUGCAGUACGACGUCUACCAGUACUUCCUGCCUGAGAACGACCUAUCAGAGCGCAGCCUGUUCAGUGGCAUUCAGGCCAUGGCGGAAAUCCAGGGCCUGAUGGAGAACGGCAAACGGGUCAUGACGCUGUCAUCAGCAGAUAUGACCAUGGCGGUGUUCAACUCCAUCCCCGGCCAGGGCGUCAUCUUCUCAGUCAUCGUCAGAGACCCGCUGUUAAACACCUCGGCCUCCUACAUCCCCGUCCACACAUACGCCUGCAGCUUUACCUCCACUCUGGACGGCUGUCAAACACUUGGAAAGACUUCAACAAAGGUUUUUUUCACCAUUGCUGGGCUGGCAGGCCUGUUUGUCUGCUUCUUUGGGCACCGAUUCUUCAAAUGCGAGUUGUUCUGCAUGGGAUUUAGCUUUGCAGCAUUUUUCUUCUUUGUGCUGAUUACAAGGACCACAGAUCUGAACUAUGACAUCCGCCUGGCUGUGUCGGCGUUGAUCGGCGUGGUGGGCGGGGUCCUCCUGGUGAUGAGCUGGUGGCGUUUCGGAUCGGUCAUGGCCUGCGUCGUGGUGGUCGGCCUGAUGCUCGGCUUCCUCAUCGCCUCCACUGUCCUGUUCACUCCUCUCGGUGACCUGGAAGUGUUCAGGCGUUCAGACGUGGUUUUCUGGGUGACGUUCUGCUCCAUCAUGAUCAUCGUACCGCUCUUUUUCGUGCGUUGGCCCAGAGAGGGAAACAUCACCACAUGCGGUGUUGUUGGUGCUUACGCUGUGAUUCUGGCUAUUAACGCCUACGUUUACACCAGCUUGUCCUACAUCUCCCUCAACAUCCUCAAACGCUUCCUCAACAACAACUUCAGCGCAGCGUUCACCGACGUGCCGUUCCAAACCUUUGACUACGUCAUGAUCACAGUGUGGGUGGUGCUCGGCGUCUGCGGCAUCGUCCUGCAGCUCUACCGCGAGCGAACGCGGCCGUUCUUCCCGCCCAGCCCGUACCUCAUGUGGCUGCAGGAACGGGAGCGCCGCAAGACCAACGUCCUAGACCCGAGCCACCACUUCCCCUCGCUGCCCAACCGCCUCCUGGCCAGAGCGCGGCAGCUCACCAUGCGGGCGGAGUCGGCAGGAGAACACACACCUCUCCUCCUGUAAACCCUUGACGCCCUCGCCGUCUCCCUCUAAAGGUUCUUCAGUCUGAACCAGAGCGGGAAGGAUCACUGUGAUGCAUUUUUGACCUGUGUAGCCUCAGACUGCCACGUAUCGAGGAAACCAGAGUGAUUUGUGGUGAUCAGGAGGAAUGUUGCUCCUCGUGUCUGGUGCAGGAACUCAGAAUAAAAGCAUCAGAAACGACAGCAAGGAGGAUUAUAUCACUGACACUCUUCAGGUGGAUUUCAAUUUUUUUAAAGGUUUUGUACAGAGACUGGAACCAUUUAUUUCCUCCUGACAACUAAUGCCACUUGUAUUAAACACUUCAAUUAUAUUUAACAAUCAAUGAAACAGGUCAAGAAGAACUAAAAACGUCUGAAAUAGUGACAUCAGAUUGUCUUCAAUUGUUUUAUAAUAACUAAAAUGUAGCUGUGAA